This is a messenger RNA of Phascolarctos cinereus (koala), 5514 nucleotides long. It is a transcript of the gene CCDC6, whose product is annotated as coiled-coil domain containing 6. Lineage: Eukaryota; Metazoa; Chordata; Mammalia; Diprotodontia; Phascolarctidae. The record is from RefSeq and is a predicted model, not a curated record.
AUGGCCGACAGCGCCAGCGAGAGCGACACGGACGGCGCGGGCGGGCCGGGGGGCGGCGGGCCCGGCGGGCCGGGGGGCGGCGGGGGCGCGGGCGCCAUGCAGCCGUCGUGCUCGGGGGGCGCGGGCCCGGGCGCGGGCGGCCCGGGCGGCGGCAGCGGCGGCGGCCCGGGCGGCGGCGGCGGGAAGCCGGGCGGCAUUGUCAUCUCGCCGUUCCGCCUGGAGGAGCUCACCAACCGGCUGGCGUCGCUGCAGCAGGAGAACAAGGUGCUCAAGAUCGAGCUGGAGACGUACAAGCUCAAGUGCAAGGCGCUGCAGGAGGAGAACCGGGACCUGCGCAAGGCCAGCGUAACCAUCCAAGCCAGGGCUGAGCAAGAGGAGGAGUUCAUCAGUAACACCUUGUUCAAGAAGAUUCAGGCCUUGCAGAAGGAGAAGGAGACGCUUGCUGUGAAUUACGAGAAGGAAGAAGAGUUCCUCACUAAUGAGCUCUCCAGAAAACUGAUGCAGCUGCAGCACGAGAAGGCAGAACUGGAGCAGCACCUGGAGCAGGAGCAGGAGUUUCAGGUCAAUAAACUAAUGAAGAAGAUCAAGAAACUGGAGAACGACACCAUCUCAAAGCAGCUCACGCUGGAGCAGCUGCGGAGGGAGAAGAUUGACCUGGAGAACACGUUGGAACAGGAGCAGGAAGCGCUGGUCAAUCGGCUGUGGAAGAGGAUGGACAAACUGGAGGCGGAAAAACGCAUCCUGCAGGAGAAGCUGGACCAGCCUGUCUCUGCGCCCCCGUCCCCACGGGAUAUCUCCAUGGAGAUCGACUCUCCAGAAAACAUGAUGCGGCACAUCCGCUUUUUGAAGAAUGAAGUGGAGAGACUGAAGAAGCAGCUGCGAGCAGCCCAGUUACAGCACUCAGAGAAGAUGGCCCAGUAUUUGGAGGAAGAACGCCACAUGCGGGAAGAAAACCUGAGGCUUCAGAGAAAACUCCAGCGGGAAAUGGAGCGGAGAGAGGCCCUUUGUCGGCAGCUUUCGGAAAGCGAAUCCAGCUUGGAGAUGGAUGAUGAAAGGUAUUUUAACGAGAUGUCUGCCCAAGGAUUAAGACCUCGCACUGUGUCCAGCCCAAUCCCUUACACGCCUUCUCCCAGUUCAAGCAGACCCAUAUCACCGGGCCUGUCGUACACGAGUCACACGGUUGGCUUCACACCCCCGACAUCGCUGACCCGAGCCGGAGUAUCUUACUACAACUCCCCUGGACUCCACGUGCAGCACAUGGGAGCUUCCCAUGGUAUUACAAGGCCUUCACCCCGGAGAAGCAGCAGUCCGGACAAAUUUAAACGCCCCACGCCUCCGCCAUCUCCGAACACACAGACUCCUGUCCAGCCGCCGCCGCCUCCGCCCCCACCACCCGUGCAGUCAUCCCUCCCGUCUGCCGCCUCGCCACCUCCAGCGCACCCUCCCUCACAGCCCUAGUGCAUGCGCUCCAGCAGGUGGGCUGCAUCGAAGGUGGGGACUCUGGAGAUGGAGCCGUUGACAAAAAGCCAGAGGCGUCCCUGGCACCUGGGGCUCCCUAGACUUCACUAUUAAUGGUGUCAUAAAUGUUUGUCCAAAAUGCAGCCAGCCUUGUGGGUCUGUGACACUAACCCCCUAGAACAACCUUUUUCCAUCAGUGUUUACUUGAAUUUACAUGUAGGUUUAUUUUCUGGCUGGAACAUGUGCUCCUUGAUAUUUGGUAACUUGGCAAUGCGCCGUUUGCUCGGCUCUAGAGCGCUUUUUUUUUUUCCCUCCUGGCUUUUAGGUUGGUAAAAUAAAAGGGAGACCUGUUUGCCUUCCCUGUCCCCCUGCCCCCAUGGCCAUUAGCAUAAAGAUGGCAGGCUCGAUGGCCCAUAUCUUAGUAAACUUAUAAGAACCGUGGUGUCUACCGAGCAUCUGAAAGGACAGAUUUGAACGUCAGCUUCAUCAGUGCCCAGGGUGCGCCAAUUGAUACGCCUUUUCCGCUGAUACAGUGUCAUAAGCCGGUGGGUAUGAUACAUUGUUGGGUAAUUAUCACUUGUCCAGGUACACAGAACGUAAGGUUCCUGAAGCUCAAGGUGGGGCUAUUUCUUUGAUUGUUCAUGUCCACCUCCCUGUAUUGCUGUAAGCUGACCAUGCUGUUAUUUCCAGCACAGUUCUGUACAAGUCAUCUUCCCCCAUUCCCACCCACCCCCAUGUCUUGGGGGACCAAGUCAAAGAUGCUGCCAAAUAUGGCAUCGUGGGAGGCCCAGAUUUCCCUUCCUGUCCCCCACACCAUGCGCCCCUUCCCCUGCCCAGCUGCCAUCACCACCAGGCGAUUUCCCAAAACACAGUUGGAAGAAGUAUCUUCAAGAAGCAGAUUCCUGCUAAAGACCAUGAUUGAGAACAGUCAUUGUAGGAAUAUCGGCCUAGUCGCCAAGAGAUACUGUGUUGCUCGGGAGAAGGAGAAGAAGCGAAGUGAGUCCGCAGUCCCUGGAGACACUGUGGGAUGCUCACUGGACAGGAACCGGUGCAGUGUGUGUGCAAAGACUCGAUCCCAAGGACAGUCCUCUCAGACCCUCCUUUAGCAGCACAAGUACGUGGUUUGGCUUCACGACUCCAUGAAACAGAAGGCAAGGCGCUCUUCCUUCAUCCUAGCGAAACGCUCCUUUGGGUUCGGCAACAAUUCCUGUUUUUGUACUUUGGUAAUAGUGAAGUGAUCUUCCCCACUUGUUAUGCCGUGGACAAAAACCUUACUUACUAGAGAAUGUAUAUUUUAUGAUGAGAAUGUGUAUCUAUUCUGUUGGAUAUAAUCAAAGAACUGAAAAAUAAUUUAUCAGUCAUUUUUCUUAAGAAUUCAUGUUUUGUGACUGAACCAUCUCGAAUGCCCCCUCUUAUUGAACACAUGCCUAAAAAAAGGAACACUGUAGAUAUUAAAUAUUGUGCAGUCACGUAAACUUUCAUUUUUUGCCUUUGAAUACCUACUUAAAAGUCUAAAGAAACUGACUGGAUUAGAGUGCUGAGUAAACUCUAGAAAGGUAAAAACCAUUAUAAGAUUUUCCUCCCCUUCCUGUUUCCAUACCAAAACAAGGAAACAUGUUUCUGGUUUCUAAGCAUUUCAGAAAAAAUCGUGUGUGUGUGUGUGUGUGCGUGCGCGCUAUAUGCAUUUUAUAUUUAAUAAUGUGGAUGUAUUUUACAUUGUCAUUGUGUUUUCUUAAAACAACAAUGCCAAGAAAGAUCACAUGAAUCAAGCGACCAGUCUCCAUACAGGUUCCCAGCAACUGCAGAGCCGAUGACUCGGGUCUGCUGUUGUGACGUCUCAAACCCUGUAACUUCCUUGUGGGUUAUGCUACAUGCCCUCCCCUGCCCUCCAGCUAAUUGAGUCAGUAAGUGAAAUCACUUCUGUAACUGCACUAGGGAUUCUCAAAGACGGGCUUAAGAAAACAGUAGGCUCUGCCAUUCGAAAUCUCUCCUCCAAGAAUAUUAUAAAUGACAGCGCUGCUAGGGAGCACAGCUUGCUUUUAAGAACUCAUUGCCCAGAAAAUUCAUUUACCCCAUCGAAAGCACAAAAGUCAGUGCUGUUCAAGAGAGUGAAUGGGAUGAACAAACGGUGAUUCUCUUGGGUGGAAAGAGAAGUGUGUAAGAGAUAUAUGUGAAUUACAGUCAAAAUUCUUGAAAAAUUCAGAUUUCCACAAAAGCAAACAGCCACUUUGUUCCAAAACUGGAAACUAGAAUUACCCACUGUAAAUGUAGCUGGCUGCCCCCUCCCCCACACCAUGUGUACAGUAUCUGUAGGACAAACAUUGCUAAUUGGUGUGUGAUGUAAUGGUCUUUGGCCCCCUUGUGUCAUGUUACAGUAUCAGCCCUGCAGCUGCCUAAGACUAACCAUCCUAGGCGGUCAUUGGUUGGGUCCAUCGGAACUCGUGGGAUCAGGCAUGCUGAGCCCAAGAGAGGAAGAGAACUUUUUGUCUUUCCUGCUCUUUGCCUCAUCACCCCCCUCCUUGGCAUCCCAGCUACUGUUAUUCCUGGGUGCCCCUCCUGCACUUAUCACACCUUCAGCUGAUGCUGUGAAUGAACUGCAGUACCUGUUGGAAGUCAGUCGUGGUACCCACAGAGCUAGUUUUCCUACAGGUAGCCUGUGGCAUAUGUGAGCACACCCUUGGUACUCGUCACACUGAGAGUGUAGCCAUCGCAAUUAGAUAAAGGGACGUAAUCGUAUCUUUAUAGAUGGCAGAGAAGUGGCCUAGUGGGUGUCAGGGUUCUGUGCAGUCUCCCUUUGGAGAAUUCCGGUGGCUUGGCAGAAAGUAGAAAUUCUUGUAAGGUUUCGUGCCUCUUGCCAUCCUGUCGAGUUUGAGUGUUUAAAGGGAUGAGCUCAGAAGAUAAUUCCUAGCAGUCAUGAAAUGCAUGUGUGACCAGAAUGUGACUUUGACACCAAGUGCUAGCCCCCCAUGAUUGAUUGGCCUUUUUACAGUAGGACCAAAAUAGUUGUGGCAGUUACCACUAAAUGUUACGCAACUGUAAAGAGAUGAGAGAUUCUGUGUGGCUCCCCUCCUCCCCCCAGUAGACAGGAGAUUUUUCCCACUGGAAGCCUUGCUAGGAGAGGAAGCCUCAGACACCAGAACAGAAGAGUAAUUUGUGCUUUGAGAUCUCAUUAUUUUUGCUUAGCAGUGCAGAAGUCUCUGUGUGGCUUGAUCUUCUGGCUGGUAGUUGUCUGGUGGGUAACCAACACUGAAAACGUUGUAACAAGGACUACCAAAGAAGUACAUAGCAAAAUGAUGGUUGAUUUCCAGAUGAUUAGUGAGCCAGUCAUUGAAGCUGCUGCAUGAGUUCCAUGCUAAAGAGCCAUUAUAACAAAUUAAGGGAGAAAUGAAACACCGCACACAGCUGUCAGCCUGAAUGAUGGGGAGCAUUUUCCCAGGUGCUUGGCAGUUUUUGUAGUGAUGAACUGCCAAGUCUGGACUGCCUCUUGUUAGGGGCAGUAUCCGCUAUUCCUAAGGGCAUGGGUGUGUGUGCGGUGUCUAUGUGUGUCUGUGUGUUCAUUCAUGCCUUAACUCUGGUUACUGCUCAAAUGUAGUUCUCGAUUUAGUCUGCCUUGUCAACAAGUUUGUGUGGUGCUUCUCGAUCUGAACUUCAUCCUGGCCAAACCACCCCCCUCCCAAAAGAAAAAGUGUCACCAAUAGCAGCUAAAGAACUGAUUUCCUCAGAACAUUAUAUAAUCAGGUCAACCCCAAGUCUCCUUUGGUACUUACAAAGUCAUAUAAAAGUGAACUGGAGAAGUGGAAGGAAUUCACCAAGGAAAAGAGCACGUCUUCUCACAGCAACACCUCAGUCCCCGAUAUUAGUGACUCACCAUGGUUUGGCCCCGCAGCUUGAGUAGAUUCGGAGAUGCAGUGGCAAUCUUGACAUUCUUGCUUGGUCAGAGUUUAGAGAGAUGUAAGACUUCCAAUUAAUGUCUUUCUUUGCUUCUUUGUGUUGAUUAGUCUUUGAUACAUGUGCUGAAUCUGAAACCUGAAUAAAGAUAAUUUUUUUUAAAAUGGA